UGAGGUCCUCGGGAGCGCGCCCCCCCUGGCCAAGGAAGGUGAGCGAGUGUCUGGAGGGGAGGACUCGGGAGCGCGACCAGCCGAGGGAUCGAUCGGAUUAAACUCGAUUUGAGUGAAAUUAACACAAAGGAGAGAAGAGCAACGCACACUAGUCGGUGAGGUCGCGGAUGCGAUACACGCCGGAGAAGCAUUUCACGUAAAAACAUAGAACUUGAACUUUUUUCCUUCUGUUUAUUUAUAUUUCAAACGAAAAAGGACCACGGUGGAUUUUUUCAAGCAAGCGGAGAUACUAACCGUACUAACAAGGAGUUGAUUUGUAAAAAAGCCCCAAGUCACCGAGCUAAUUGGGAACCACAAUGAGAACCAUGGAGUAGUAAGCUUCGAAUUAGCAGCUAGCUGAUAAGCUUCUCACUGCACAACAUACCUCCCUGCAUCCACCCCCCUCCAUCUGUGGCCUCCUCCACCCAGCCAUGGCGGAUCCAGGGAUGUUGAGUCUAUUUGGGGAUGAUGCAGGUUUGUUCUCAGAUGGAUUAGAUGGUUUAGGAGACUGCUUCCCUCAGCAAACUACACCCGGCCAGUCGAACCCACUUGCCCAGCAGACCAAUUCCUCUCUGAACCAUGAGCACCAGGGAAACAGGGGUUACCACCAGGGAAUGUUGCACAGCACUGGGCCAAGCACAGGGCAGCCUAAAAUGGGGCAAAUGUAUGAUCAUAGUCCCUACCCAGGCUAUGAACAAUCUGGUGCCACUGGAGGACGGAUGAUGGCCCCAAAUGGUCCCAGUCAAGGGCCCACAAAUGUGAAUGCAGCCAUAAAUGGCAUGGCAUCCCACUACCAUAACAACCCAUCUAACUCUAGCAACCCCCACCAUGGAUACCCGGGUGAUGCUGGGGGAGGAGGUGGUGGGGGUGGAAUUUGGAGCCAGCAGCAGGGCAGAUCAGCAUAUCAACAGCCUCCAACACAAGCAGGCGGUGGCCCCAAUCAAAUAGGGGGCUAUCAGAUGUCUCAAGGCAACUAUGGUGGGUUGCAAGGCCCACCUACACCCAGUGCAACAUGCAUGAACCAACACUACCCCCCACAGAACAUGGCACCUCCUCCUGCUCAGGACCCAUCUCACUACCUGGGACGUGUUGGAAUGGGAGGGCCUCAGAUGCGACAACCCCAGCCACAGCCCCAGGGCUAUCCCAACAUGGGUCACGCACCCCGAUACCCACACUCUCCUUCCCGGCAGCCCCCUCACACCCACCAGCAUCAACAGGGCAUGGCAGGAUUUGGAGGAAGCCAGUACCCUGGUUAUCAAGCCCAGUAUGGAGCAAUUGGACCUGGGAUGGGCCAGGGUGCAAAUGCUAAUGUAAGCGCUAACACCAGCAAGGCCAUGGGACCAGGGCAACUUGGUCAGAGGUUUAACCAGGGAUCAGGUCCACCUGCUGGGCAACAGGGUCAGCGAUACCCCACUGGACCAGCACACCAACCACAACCCCUUCAGACCCAUUCUGCUCCAAUGCAGCAGCAAACAGGGCAGCAGGGCCAACCUAUGCACUCCCUAAACCACCCCCAGCAUACCCAGAGUUUGCCCCAGUCCCCAAACCAACCCCAGUCCCAUCUUGCCCCAUCAGCUCAGGGAUCUUACCCCUCCCCAUCAUCAAUGUCCCCCAUGAGAGUUUUGGGAACCCCAACCCCUCCUCCACAGCAAGGCAGACCCCCUAGUGCAGGACUAGCUGGGCCUCCAGAGGUGGCAGGGUACACUGCCCUGCAGUCUCCACCCAAUGCUAUGGGCCAUGCACAAAGAACACCCCAGACCCCUUUAACGGCACCACACCCCCAACACCAGCAGCCCCACAACAUGCUCCCCAGUGCAGGGCAGAUGUAUCCUAGUAUGGGGCCUCAGCGUGCACCAAAAAUGGGUCCAAAUAGGCCUCAGAUCCAGCAACAACAAGGGACUCAUGAAGCUCCAGUCAGCCAAGGGGGAGACCAGCGAAUGCUCCAGGCACAACAGGUCUCUCGAAGUGGGCAGCCCAUGCAGCCUGCUCCUAUGGUUUUCCAGGGUCCCCCAGUAGGUCAACAUGGAUCUUCAGGAUCAAACCAGGGCUUAGCACCGCCUGCUCAGAAUGCUCAGCCACAGCACACACACCUGCCGCACCACCACCUGCAGAGCACGCCCCCUCAUCCCAACCAGGCUUCCAACCCCUGGGCACCUCCUCCCUCCCACCACCUCUCCUCACCUCCUCUUACCCCACAGAAAGUGCCUCACAUACAGCAUUCCCCCACAGACAUGUCAGGUGAUGCCUCAAUGAUUCUUCCUGACAGGCCUGUAGUUGGCGCUAGCAUGCCCGGCCAGCCUAUCAGCACAGAGCAGUCCAGCGACCAAGAGAUGAAGCCAAAAAAGAAGAAGAAGAAGAAAGUGAAAGUAGUGGAUGGAGAGGAAGACGAUGCUGGGAAGAAGUCGGCACCAGAAGGAGCCGAAGAUGAUGAUAAAUCUGUAUUUCCUGGAUCAGGGAUAGAUGCAGCUCAACAGUUUAAUGACACAGGAGUUAUAGAAGGAAGUUCAUCACCUGUGGAGGAUAAGAAAAAACGGAAAAAGAAACCAAAGGACAAGAAAGAGGGCAAGGAGCCCAAAGAACCCAAGACCCCGAAGACGCCCAAAACACCCAAGACCCCCAAAGACCCCAAGGAGAAGAAAGCAAAGAGCUCCACACCCAAGCCCAAGACCCCCAAGAAAACCAGCAGUAAAAAGGUGGAGUUGGAAGCUGGGUCAAGCGCUGCUAAAAAGGAUUCAAAGAGGAAGAGAGAGUCGUCAGUGAGUGACUCUGUGGAUGUGAAGUCUCCGCCCUCCUCACCUCCUGAAGAAGAGGAAGACGACGGUGUACAGAAGCGUCGUUCCAGUCGUCAGGUGAAGAGGAAGAGGUACACAGAGGAUCUGGAGUUUAGAAUUUCAGACGACGAUGACAGCGGAGAUGACUCACCAGCACCUAAAUCCCCAUCUUCGUCAUCCCAGCAACAGGAUGUGGCUGAAGCUGAGGGGCCUGUUGUGGAGAAGAUCAUGGGUCUGCGUACCAACAAAAAACAGCUGGAGUCGGGAGAGGAAGUGGAGGUGGAGGAGUUCUACGUCAAGUUCAAGGGCUUUUCAUACCUGCACUGCCGCUGGGCUGACCUGGAGGAGCUGGAGAAGGACAAGAGAAUACACCAGAAGGUCAAGAGGUUUAGGGCCAAACAGCAACAACUAAACAACUUCAUAACGGAGAUGGAUGAUGAGCCUUUUAACCCUGACUAUGUGGAAGUGGACCGUGUCCUGGACGUAUCAGAGAGCACAGAUGAAAAUGGAGAGUUGGUGACUUUAUAUCUGGUGAAAUGGUGCAGCCUGCCUUACGAAGACUCCACAUGGGAGCUAAAGGCUGAUAUUGACCAGUCCAAGAUAGAGGAAUAUGAACGCAUCGCAGCACGCACACCCAACACUAAGAGAGUGGAUCGGCCUCAUUCAGCUGACUGGAAAAAGCUGGAGAGCUCCAGGGAGUACAGGAACGGCAACGCACUCAGGGAAUACCAGCUGGAAGGCCUCAACUGGCUGACUUUCAACUGGUAUAACUCACGUAACUGUAUCUUGGCUGAUGAGAUGGGUCUAGGGAAGACCAUCCAGUCUAUUACAUUCCUCUAUGAGAUUUACAUGAAGGGCAUUGAGGGACCGUUCCUGGUCAUUGCUCCUCUCUCUACCAUCCCCAACUGGGAGCGAGAGUUCAGGACAUGGACAGAACUCAACGCGGUGGUGUACCACGGUAGCCAGGCCAGCCGCAAGACCAUCCAGGCCUACGAGAUGUACUACAGGGAUACACAGGGUAAGACAAUAAAGGGCGCCUAUCGGUUCCACGCGGUCAUAACAACCUUUGAGAUGAUUCUGGCCGACUGUCCGGAGCUCCGCAGUGUCCCAUGGCGCUGUGUGGUAAUAGAUGAAGCUCACCGCCUUAAAAACAGAAACUGCAAACUACUGGAAGGACUUAAAAUGAUGGACAUGGAGCACAAAGUUUUGUUGACAGGAACCCCUCUCCAGAACACCGUGGAGGAGCUCUUCAGCUUACUCAACUUCCUGGAGCCUGAGAGGUUCCCGUCUGAGCAGAUAUUCAUGACUGAAUUUGGAGACCUCAAGACUGAAGAACAGGUUCAGAAAUUGCAAGGUAUAUUAAAGCCUAUGAUGUUGAGAAGACUGAAGGAGGAUGUGGAAAAGAACCUAGCCCCCAAGGAGGAGACCAUCAUUGAGGUGGAACUGACAAACAUCCAGAAGAAAUACUAUCGAGCUAUUCUGGAAAAGAACUUCUCCUUCCUGACAAAAGGAGGAUCGGGAGGAAGUGCAGGUGGAGGGGCUAGUGUCCCCAACCUCCUAAACACCAUGAUGGAGCUGAGAAAAUGCUGCAACCACCCCUACCUCAUUAAUGGAGCGGAAGAGAAGAUCAUUGAGGAGUUCCGGGACUCCCACAGCUGUGCAGAGAUGCCAGACAUGGCCUUGCAGGCCAUGAUUCAAGCUGCUGGAAAGUUGGUGCUCAUUGACAAACUGCUUCCCAAGUUGAAGGCCGGCGGACACAGGGUCCUGGUUUUCAGUCAGAUGGUCCGCUGUCUGGACAUACUGGAGGACUACCUCAUUCAGAAACGAUAUCCUUAUGAGCGUAUAGAUGGCAGAGUCCGUGGUAACCUGCGUCAGGCAGCCAUUGAUCGCUUCUCUAGACCAGAUUCGGAUCGAUUUGUGUUCCUGCUGUGCACACGAGCUGGAGGACUUGGUAUCAACCUGACUGCUGCAGACACAUGCAUCAUCUUUGACUCUGACUGGAACCCUCAGAACGACCUGCAGGCCCAGGCCAGGUGUCACCGCAUCGGCCAGUCCAAGGCGGUAAAGAUCUACCGCUUGAUCACUAGAAACAGCUACGAGAGAGAAAUGUUUGACAAGGCCAGUCUUAAGCUGGGGCUUGACAAGGCUGUGCUGCAGAGCAUGAGCGGACGAGAGAAUGCAAACAGCGGGGUUCAGCAGUUGUCCAAGAAAGAGAUUGAGGAUCUGCUGAGAAAAGGCGCUUACGGAGCUCUGAUGGAUGAGGAAGAUGAAGGCUCCAAAUUCUGUGAGGAAGACAUUGACCAGAUUCUGCAGAGACGAACCCACACCAUCACUAUAGAGUCUGAGGGCAAGGGCUCUACGUUUGCAAAGGCCAGUUUUGUUGCAGCAGGAAACCGAACUGACAUUUCUCUGGAGGAUCCAGACUUCUGGCAGAAAUGGGCAAAGAAAGCCGAGCUGGACCUAGAUGCCAUCAAUGGACGGAACACGUUGGUAAUAGACACACCAAGGGUGAGGAAGCAGACCCGGCACUACAGCAGCGUGAAGGAGGAGGAGAUGCUGGAGUUCUCCGAGCUGGAGAGCGAUGAGGACGAGCCAAGCAAGCCAUUGUCCAAACCACGUCGGCCCCAAGACAAGGCCCAGGGCUAUCCCCGGUCUGAGUGCUUCAGAGUGGAGAAGAACCUGCUCGUCUACGGCUGGGGCAGGUGGACUGACAUCCUGGCUCACGGCCGUUUUAAGCGCCCUCUGAAGGAGACUGAUGUGGAAACCAUCUGCAGAGCCCUGCUGGCGUACUGCCUGCUGCAUUAUCGUGGAGAUGAGAACAUCAAAAGCUUUAUCUGGGACCUGAUUACCCCGAGUGAAGAUGGAACCACUAAGACACUGACCAACCACUCUGGUCUCUCCACUCCGGUCCCUCGUGGCAGAAAGGGAAAGAAGGGAAAACCCCAAGUUCCUCCUCCACAAACUCCCCGAGCUGAUUGGUUGGCUACCUGCAAUCCCGACCAUUUGCUGCAAGAGGAUAGCUACAAGAGACACCUGAAACAUCACUGCAACAAGGUGUUGCUGAGGGUGAGGAUGCUGUAUUAUCUGAGACAGGAAGUCGUAGGUGACCAGGCCACACGUAUCCUGGAAGGAGCUGACUCCAGCGAGCUGGAUAUCUGGAUUCCCCAACCAUUCCAUGCUGAAGUCCCAGCUGACUGGUGGGACAGAGAGGCUGACAAAUCCCUGCUAAUCGGUGUCUUUAAACAUGGCUAUGAGAAGUACAACUCGAUGCGAGCCGACCCCACCCUGUGUUUCUUGGAGAGGGUGGGCAUGCCGGACGCCAAGGCUAUUGCUGCUGAGCAGAGGGGCUCUGACAUGCUGGCAGAUGGCGCUGAGGGUGAGGAUGAGGACCCAGAGUACAAGCCACUGAGGAUGCCAUUUAAAGAUGACUUGGAUGACUUCACCAACUCACCCCUGGAUGACAAAGAUGACGCUGCAGAGGGCGAGACUGAAGUUAAGUCUGGUGAAAGUGCACCUGCUGUGGACGGAGGCUCGGGCUCCAGUGAGCGUCUCUACUGGCCAGUCGCCUCUGCUCUGACAGCCCGUCUGCGGCGACUCAUCACAGCCUAUCAGCGCACCAACCGGCGGGAGCAGCUCCGCCAGGAGGCCCUCAACCGUCCCGACGGUCGCCGGCGACGGCGCAGGGACUUCCUGCCCUCCAUAGCCAUGGUUACAGAGGCAGGAGGAGGGGCCGCUUACAUCCAAGAUGGUGCAGCGGUUUUCAUGGCAGAAGGAAGCCCAUUUCUGACAAAAGGAGGUGCUUACUUUACCAAAGGUGGACAGUUCAUGCCAGAGGCUUCAUCAGGAAUAACUUCUGGUUCCCUGGUGGCUGAUGGAGCUAUGUACUACAAAGAGAGACGGCAAAGGUGGACACGUCGUGAGGAGGCUGAUUUCUACCGCGUUGUGUCCACCUUUGGAGUCGUCUAUGACACCCAGCAUCAGAAAUUUGACUGGACACAGUUCAGGGCCUUCGCAAGACUGGACAAGAAAACAGACGAGAGCCUGGAGAAAUACUACUACUCAUUUAUUGCCAUGUGUAAACGUGUGUGCAGAAUGCAGAUAAAGACCGAAACAGAACUUCCAGAUCCAGCCCUGAUCAUCGAUCCCAUCACAGAGGAGCGGGCCUCUCGAACUCUGUAUCGCAUCGAGCUGCUCCGCCGCAUCCGAGAGCAGGUUCUUCCCCACCCACUGCUCUCGGAGCGCCUCAAACUCUGCCAGCCCUCUCCAGACCUUCCAGAGUGGUGGGAGUGUGGCCGCCAUGACCACGACCUCCUCCUGGGGGCGUCUAAACACGGCGUCAGCCGCACUGAUUAUCACAUUCUAAACGACCCUAGCUUGGCUUUUCUGGAGGCUCACCAGCGCUCUAAUAGCCAGCGAGGCACUAGUAUCAGCAUUGGAGCCCAGGGAGAGAUGACCAAAGCGGGAACUGGAGCAGCGGAAAGCACGUCUGCACCCCUCCUUACCCCAGCAGAACUAGCAAGCGUUGCAGCUGCCACCAAAGUUGUUAUUCCUACGGUUAAAGUGGAGGAGGAAGAAAGGAAAAAUAUCAAGACUGAGGAAGGGACAACAGAGAUGGAUAUGAAAAUGGAAAUGGAUGGAGAUGACAUUUUAUGCGCCAAGAUUGAAGCACCUGAUGAUCAGAAGGGAAAUAAGGGAGAAGGUGAAGAAGCGACAGAUGAUAUGACUGCUUCAACAAGGAAGGAGGUCAAGAAGGAAGAGGUUGCCCAGACAGAGGCAGCUAAGGAGGAGGAGCAAUGUGGAGUAGAAAAGACUCCCAAACCUACUGAUGGCAUAGACUUAAGAGAGGACAAUAGCAGUUUGAGGGUUGUCGAUGCUUUCGGGGAACAGAAAGACGCAGGCACUGAGCUCCCCGGACUCCUCGAGACCCCUCCUAAAGUGCAACCUGGGCAGAAGACCAUAGAAGAAGUAGAUGGAGAGGAACGUGAGAAGCCAGAGUCUCCUAAAUCACCAAAGUCUGCUGACACGGAGAAGAGUCCAGAGGAGGAAGAGGAGGAGAGGAUGGAUGAGGAUGAUAAAUCAGAGAAAUCCUCUCAGGCGGAAGCGAGUGCUGCAUCAGAGCAGAAGAACUUUGAUGAGGAGAGUAUCGCAUCUCUGAGCAUGUCGGCCCGAGAUGAAACCAGGGAUGGGUUCUGCCCUGAUGACCUGACGGAAACAUCCACACUGCAGGCCUUACAGGACCGUGCGUAUGCCUUCUCAUUCUGGCCUAAGGAUCGAGUGAUGAUCAACAGAAUGGACAACAUCUGCGAGGCUAUUCUGAAGGGCAAGUGGCCCGUUACCAGACGCCACAUCUUCGAUUUCCCUAGCAACUUAUUGCCAGGGCACAGCACCGUGGUAUCCGCAGAGCGCAACGAGACCCUGCUGCAGCGGCGGAGCCUGGCCGAGCUGACGAUGGCGGGCAUCCCGACAGCCUACAGCGGGAGUGAAGACAAAACACUAUCUCCACAGGUUCACGACGACACUCUGACUGUGCCGAGGCGUAGACGGCGGAGGAGAAAGAUUGAGAUCGAGGCAGAGAGGGCGGCCAAGAGGCGCAACCUAAUGGAGAUGGUGGCUCAGCUUCGAGAGAGCCAUGCUGCUGCCGAGUCCCAGAGCCAGGCGAUGGAUCUGACAAAGGGUAUGCACCAUCACAAGGCCGGCUUUCCUAGUGCCUUGGUGACAGGACCCACCCUCAAGACCCAGAUGGAGUUGCUGCAGCAAGCCCCGCCUUCUGCACACAGAGCCAAUGGCUCACUGGAGGCUGACCUGCCCAUCAUUAAGAGGAGACGAGGACGCAGGAAAAAUGUUGAGGGGCUAGACCUGCUGUUCAUGAGCAACAAGAGAGCAGGAGGGGAUGAUGCUGAUGGAGCGAAAGUCGUGGAGGGAGGUCAAGAUGCUCCUCAUGCCCACAGAUCCCUCACAGUUCCUGAGCAGAGCCCCAGUGGCAGAUCUGUGGCCUCUGGCAGCCUGGAGGAGGAAGAGGCAGCCGUGUCCAAAAAAGAGUUGGGAGAGUGGCUGAGGCAGCACCCGUCAUACGCCAUGGACAUGGCUGGAUUCACACCAAAGAGUGAGGAGUUACUUUUGUGUCAAUUCUCAAAGCCUAAGCAGAAGCGGCAUCGCUGUCGAAACCCCAACAAGAUCGACAUCAACACCCUGACGGGAGAAGAGAGAGUGCCCGUGGUCAACAGACGCAACGGACGGAAGAUGGGUGGGGCCAUGGCUCCGCCAAUGAAGGACCUUCCCAGAUGGUUGCUAGAAAACCCAGAGUUUUCUAUUGCGCCUGAUUGGACGGAUAUUGUCAAACAGUCGGGUUUCCUCCCAGAAGCCAUGUUUGAUCGACUGCUGACCGGCCCUGUAGUCAGAGAGGAGGGUGUCCGUCGCCGAGGGCGACGGCCUAAAUCUGAGAUCGCCAAGGCAGCUGCUGCUGCCCAGGUGGCAGCCGCUCAAGCUGCCCAGGCAUCACUGGCUUCAGCUGCUUCAUCUGCAGGAGGGAUCAACCCGUUACUGUUGAACAGUCUGUUUGGAGGGAUGGACCUGUCGUCUCUCCAGAGCCUCCAGUCUCUCCAGUUGGCUGCAGGUUUGAUGGCAUUCCCUCCCCCCACUGACCCAAAGCAGGCUGCUGCCAGCGCUGCGGCCGCCUCCAUGCUGCCACUCAUGAUCCCCGGCAUGGGAGCCCUGCCUAACAUGGCCGCCAUACCUAACAUGUUCAGCCUAGGCGGGCUGUUUGGCGGCAACCUGGCAACGGCCGCUGCAUCAAACUCUACCGUCACGGCCACAACGGAGAAUUCCAAUGGAACGGUGGAGGCAGGAGAGACGGAUGAGGCGGGGACAAAAAAGAGAAAGAGAGAGAAGGAAGAAGCAGAAGAUGACGAUGGUGGAGAGAGCGAGGAGGAAGAGAAGGCCCAGGGCUAUGAGGAAGGGGAGAAGGCAAAGAAGGUUGAGAGUGAAGAAAGGCCAGAGAACGAUGCAGCACCUCGGGUCACUGCGGCCGAACGCUCGGCAGAGGCCACCAUCAACGGCGAAGCCGCCGCCCUGCUGGCCGCGGCCGGCAUGUCCGCUAACUCGCUAGCGUUCAACCCCUUCCUUCUGUCCACCAUGGCCCCCGGCCUCCUCUACCCCUCCAUGUUCCUCCCUCCGGGCCUCGCGGGGCUCAGCCUCCCCGGCUUCCCUGCAGCCUCCACGCUGGCCGAGCUCCAGAGCGCCAUGGCCGGAGCGCUGGGGGGCAACGCCAUCGCCACCAAGCCGCCGCGAGACGAGCAUGCGAAGAAGGGGCUGCAGACAGCUACAGGGGAGGAGGAAGAGGAGGAGGAGGAGGAGGAGGGAGGAGAGAGUGACUUGGCUGAGGACAACGAGGGGGGAGUAGACGAGAAGACGAGAGUGGAAGCCAACGACUCGGCUGCAGAGGAAGCAGUGAUGGAAGGAAAGGAAGAGGAGGCUGCAGCGUCUCCACAGAAGGACAGGAAUGACUGAAACUGAACUGACUGGCCUUGGACGUUUCCAAUUGGGUUCUCUUUCAUUGUUUAUUUCGUGAGCAGGUAUAUUAACUACGUGUCAGAGGACGAGGCGUGUGUGUAUUAAAUUAAAUCUGACUGAUAGGUUGGUCAGGAAGUCCUCAGAACUCGCUCCUCUUCAAAGACUCCCUUCCUCUUCCACAGUCCUUCGCAGGAGCUCACCUGGUUCCAGUAGUGCUAUGGUUGAUAUAAUUACUGCUACUUUCAGCUUUGUAUUCAGUUUUCACUUUAUUCUUUUUUUGCCUCCUCCUCUUUCUGGACUGUUGUUGGUCAGCAACUGUCGUCGGCAUCUCGUGAAAAAGAGCGGAGACGGCAGCUGCUGGCACGUUCUCGGACAUCAGUUCUCAAAGGAACAGCCUCGCGGCUAAAGCUCGCAGUCUGACGCUGCUGCAAGGGGAAUUCUGGGUAGUGGAUUUGGACUGUUCUGCUUCAGAACAGGCUUUUAGUUCUCGCAUAUCAGACCAGGUAGACUCUGAGGAGAGAAACUAGACUGGCCUAAAACUCAAGUUUUACACUGACGACAGAUGUACCGUUACAUACUUGACGAGUGACACAUUCAUUCCGACUCUGCCACUACACACACUAAAGCCUCCCCGUCACCACUGUUUAGGGGUUGCCUCGUCCGUUUUUAGUGUACGUGUGUGCUCACACACUGAAACAAUACUGUUAAUCCCAGUCCCACACUGUUUAAAUAGCCGCCUCGAGUCUUUCCGCUGCCCCUCCAAGUCCGGUGCCUCCUUCCACCUGCUUCGGAGGCUUUUGUGAAUGGAUUUGGAGCGGUAGCCCACACAGGUAUGUGAUGUUUCAGGUUUUUUCUUUAAAGGGGGCACACGAGAUACAUUUACCUGCUAACUGUCACAAACUAUGAUUACUUUUUUUUAUUUUCCUUUGCAUCCUGGUAGUUCCAGACAAAGUGCUGCUCCCUAGUGACCUUCUCUUUAAAGACUGUUGCUCUAGUCACACACACUGACACCAGGCCUGGCCAGAACAGGACUGAGACACAUUUUCAACAAUGUUGGAAAUUCACUGGUUUCUGUAUGAAGUUCAGCUCUGGUCAGCAAGUUAAGUUCUAAAUACUUGAAAAGCGCAAGGGGUGCUUGAUUUGUUUUCAUUCGUGAGGGCCAGUUUAAUUGUCUCGAGAGAAACCAAGCCCUGCCAGUGGUUCAGCUAUUUGGAAGUACAUUCAAACACACACGCACUGUGGCCAGGUCUGAGCGUUUGCUAUCGUAGCCAGCCCAGCUAAAGCAGAGGGGGACAACUGGCACUGGAGGGAGGGGGUUGAAUAUUUCUCUCUCUGUGUGUCACCACGACAAAGAUCCACGUUUUCCUCGCUAAUGCUGAGUCAGCAAUAACCAAGGCAGCUUUUGAAUGUCCCGACAUCACUCUCACGACAAACACAUGCACACACUCACUAUAUAAAUAACCACAAGUGUCGUAUGAAUAGAAAAACAGACUAAAACUGUAAAUGACAAAUAAGUACUGCAAUCAAUUUUGUCUCACUCUGUUCCUGUUGAUGCACUGGUGUUAAAGAGUUGAAAUAAUCAGGUACCUUUACUUAGCUACUUUUCUUGAAAAAAAAAACCUUUGGACUUUUUGUUACUUUUAGCCAGCAAGCUGAAGAGCAUUACCUCAAAAUUCUUAUCUAGCCUUGAAGUUUACAAACAUACCAUGUAAAUGUUUUUUCCUCUUUUAUUUUAUUUUUCUUUUUGGUGUGUGUCUUUGUUUUGUUUUUUGGAGACAUCAUGUAUGAUGAAUUGUAGCUAUGAUGCUUUUAAUAAAAGUGAAUCAUGAUAUUCGCCUAGGAAACCAAA
Messenger RNA from Betta splendens (Siamese fighting fish), 12168 nucleotides. It is a transcript of the gene chd7, whose product is annotated as chromodomain helicase DNA binding protein 7. Gene Ontology annotation, molecular function: ATP binding; protein binding; ATP-dependent chromatin remodeler activity. The coding region runs from base 471 to 10316 and encodes 3281 amino acids. The transcript is spliced from 41 exons. NCBI's taxonomy places the organism in Eukaryota, Metazoa, Chordata, Actinopteri, Anabantiformes, Osphronemidae. The record is from RefSeq and is a predicted model, not a curated record.